AUGUUUGACUCGCUUAUAGCUGGAAGUCAUAAGAAGCUGAAUUGGAUAAUGGUCGACAAUUCGAUUAUAGAUCCGAAGAAUGUUAGGAAGGAUAAAUGGGAAAUUGACGGUCACAUUCUUUGUAAAGUGGGCAUGACAACAAAGAAAGACGUGAAGUUGAGGUUGUCUGAGUGGAAGAAACAAUGCACUUUUGACGUGAUCAAUUUGACGCCCGCAAAUAUUGAUCUGUUACUCGAUGCCCAAAAUACUAAAAGUAGUAGUGGAAAGACCGACUCAUUAUCAACUUUGAUGAGUAAAUUAUCGUUAAAUAAGAAGAAGAAUAAGGCAACAAAUAAAUUUUUGACGAGAAAAGCAUGGCACCUAUAUACUUACAGAUCCGGUGGGUUUUAUACGGAUGGUCGUGGUGAAUUGAAACUACCGAGUAUUGAAAAUGGCAUACAUGAGUUAUUUAGGAAAAAAUAUGGCAAAUGCUACAUUUACUGCGCUGGAUGUGGUGAAAAUAGACGGACAAGACAUUGUGAAUGGUUUAAAAUGCCUAUUAACGAUUUACCAACAAUCAUGAAGAGUAUCGAUGAUUUUUGUUUAAGCCAGAGUAAAGCAUAA
Messenger RNA from Kazachstania africana CBS 2517, 603 nucleotides. RefSeq lists its product as uncharacterized. The transcript has a single exon. NCBI's taxonomy places the organism in Eukaryota, Fungi, Ascomycota, Saccharomycetes, Saccharomycetales, Saccharomycetaceae. Bases 1 to 603 code for a protein of 200 amino acids. The record is from RefSeq and is a predicted model, not a curated record.